UCAGUAUAGUUUAUUUUUGAAUAGUAUAACUAAAGGAUAGAGCCCUAGGUACGAAUUAAAACCAAUUAAAUAAACAAUUAUUUGAAUUUUUUUUAUAUUUUACAAGACUUGCUCUUGAUUUUGGACUACAACGACUGCAACGAUUUACAAUGGAAAUAUUUCUUGAACGGUUCGAGUCGGUUUUUGUGUCAUGUUUGUUAAUUGCUUUAAUGUUAAUCUUUGGUUCUCUUUGGUACAUUUUAGCUGGAAUAACUAUUUACUUAUUUUUAAGCUUAUAUUCAAAGAAAAGCAUAUCGGAAGAGGUUUUAAAAAAACGAAACAACACGUUUGUUGUCAUUAUUGGAGCAGGGUUUUCUGGCAUUUGUGCUGCAAUUAAACUUAAAGAAGAAAACAUAAAAUUUAUUAUUUUUGAAGCUGCUCCUGACCUUGGAGGUACAUGGUUGCACAAUGUGUACCCUGGAUGUGCAUGCGAUGUUGUAGCGCAUUUGUAUUCCUUUUCCUUCUAUCCUAACCCAAAUUGGAAAACUCAAUUUGCCAGUCAGUCUGAGAUUUUACAGUAUUUGAAAAGCGUAUGCGACUUUUAUGAUAUUCGCCAAUACAUGAGAUUUAAUACUGCAGUACAAAAGUGUUACUUUGAUAGUAAAACGCAGCAGUGGAAAGUAACUACUUCUGGAAAUGAAGAGUUUAUGUGCAAUUUUGUUAUAUCUGGCGCUGGGGUACUACAUGUGCCAAAAACACCUGUGUUAAAAGGUUGUGAUUUGUUCAAAGGAGAGAGCUUUCAUUCAGCAAAAUGGAAUAAAGAAUGCAACUUAGAAGGAAAGUCAGUUGCUGUUAUAGGUACUGGAGCUUCUGCAGUUCAAAUUGUUCCAAGCAUUGCUGAUAGGGUGAAAAACUUAUAUGUAUUUCAAAGAACACCGGCAUGGAGUAGUUUACCCGCAUUUCUUAAGCGAUCUCCGUUAUACCCGAGAGGGGCGCAAACAGUUUUCAAAAUGUUUCCUACAAUUUUUAAACUUUAUAGAUGGUUAACUUUCGUCAGGAAUGAAUUAAGUUUUUAUUUAAUAUUUCGAAAUAAAUCAUUUUUAACAAAACUAAUUCAAAAGUCUAUGACUAAAGCCAUCCAAGAUCAACUACAAAAUGAAUCUUUAAAAAAGAAAAUGGUGCCAUCUUAUGAUAUAGGAUGUAAACGAAUCACACCAUCAAAUAAUUUUCUUCAAGCUUUCAACAAAAAAAAUGUACGUUUAGUUACAGAACCAAUAACAAGUUUAACAGAGAACGGUAUAAAGACGGGAGAAAACGAGUACAAAAUUGAUGUAGUAAUUUAUGCAACAGGAUUUGACGUUGCAGCUUCAAUUAAAAGUUUGAAUAUAAUAGGACCAGAUGGAGUUACACUCAAUGAAAGAUGGGGCAAUAAACCAAACGCAUAUUUAGGAAUAAUGUGUCCGGGUUUUCCAAAUCUUUUUUAUCUUCUUGGACCAAACACAGCAUUAGGGCACAACAGUGUUGUUUGGAUGAUUGAAUGCCAAAUGAAUUUUGUUAUGGAUGCAAUUCUUAAAUGUACAGAUAAUGGAUUUAAAUCUCUUGAGGUAUUAAGUAAAGUUAAUGACGAAUUCCAAUGUUACGUGACGUCCGAGACGAAAAAACGUCCGUUUUCUAGUUCUUGUGGAUCCUGGUAUCUCAACAAAGAUGGAGAAAACUUUACUCUUUGGCCAAGUCAUUUAUUAAACUAUUGGUGGAGAACACUGAGUGUAGAUUUAAAAGAAUUUAAAGUUCAAUGACUCUUUUAUUUAUUCAAUACAUACAACAAAAGUAGAGGAAAUUUAUAAAAAUAUAUGCUUUUUAAAAUUUUAUAUGUUAAAAAGUUUAUAAUUGGACAAAUUAAGGAAAAAAAAACACUGACAACCCUUUCAAUUAUAUUCUUAAAUAUCACGCAAUACUUUCGCGUGUAUAUUUUUAAUUAUAAAUAUACAAAAUAAAAAUAAGUUUAAAUAUACUAUAUUUACUAAUGUA
Molecule: messenger RNA, 2007 nt
Organism: Hydra vulgaris (swiftwater hydra)
Lineage: Eukaryota; Metazoa; Cnidaria; Hydrozoa; Anthoathecata; Hydridae
Product: baeyer-Villiger monooxygenase
Molecular function (GO): flavin adenine dinucleotide binding; NADP binding; N,N-dimethylaniline monooxygenase activity
Source: RefSeq, a predicted model, not a curated record